AUGUCGUACCCCCCAGUUCAGACCAUGGCCGCGCCGGCGUACGGCGUGCCAGUUGAGGGCGGCUACGGCGCGGGGCCCGCCCUGGAUGCGCUGCAGAAGUUUGAGCAGUUGGUGGGCAACGUCGACUCGCUCCUGAUCCGGCAGAAGGCGCACCUGCUCGAGGCGGUGACGCAGGGGUGUGUCGAGCGGCGCAACGAGUACAAUAUCUUCGACGCGGCGAACCCCCAGGUCCCGAUCCUCUACGUGCAGGAGCACAGCGAGUGCUGGGACCGCAUGUGCUGCGCCCCGCAGAACAGCCUGGUCCUCACGGUGCACGCGCGGGACAAGUUCGGGGAGGUGCUCCUGACGAUCGAACGGGAGGGGUGCAACUGCUGCAAGUGCACCAAGUGCACCAACUGCUUCGCGUGCAACGACCGGUGCCGCGACCAGUUCACCGUGCACGUCGGCGACGUCGGGGCCCAGCCGGGCGUCCUCCUACCCGCGAACGCGCCGUCCCAGCUCGGGUACGCCCGGCAGCCCAAGGGCGGGGGGGGCUUCAAGCCGACCAUCCAGGUGAUGGACCGCGGCGACCCGAAGGCGACCGAGGCCGCGCCGAGCGCGACGGCCACGGGCCCGUGCAUCACGGGCGGGUGCAGCGAGGCCUGCGUCACCUCGGUGUUCCCCGUGCUCAACAGCAGCCACGAGCAGCUGGCCACCAUCCGCAAGCUGCGCCCGCGGACGUGCGGCGACAUGAUCAAGGAGUGCUGCACGGACGCGGACAACUUCGAGGUCGCGUUCCGGAAGGGCACGUCGGCGCGCGAGAAGGCGCUGCAGUUCGCCACGGUCUUUAUGCUCGAUUUCCAGCUGUUCGAGCUGGACAACGGCAUGUGCAAGUGCAAGGACGGCGGCCUGUACAUCACCCUCUGCAACAUAUACUGCUACGGCUGCCUCUGCCCCUGCGUGUGCGUGCUCAAGGGCAACGACGGGUAG
Molecule: messenger RNA, 969 nt
Organism: Pedinophyceae sp. YPF-701
Lineage: Eukaryota; Viridiplantae; Chlorophyta; Pedinophyceae
Source: the annotation of a GenBank genome assembly